UGGUCAUUGCUUUUGUGAUUUUCCAAUAAGCUGUAUAAGUGUUUUUCUCAUUUUCUGUCCAAUGAUUAUUUUUACUUUUUUUAUUUAUUAUGGCAUUUCAUCUGCAAAUGGUAUCGAUAUAAAUCCAAAUGAGAAAUCAGACAUUACUUAUUAUAAUGCUUCAAAAGCUCAAUUAAUUGUUGAUAAACUUUGUAAUUCGUGGAAUCAAGGAAUCUAUGCUGGGGAUUUUUGUGAAAUUUUGUGUGCAAAGAAUUGGACUUUAGUUGAUUAUUUUGAAGGUGGAAAUAAAAAAGUAUUUAAAAUACAUUUGAAUGGAGCUGAUAUAAUUGUGAAGGUUCUCGAUAUUGUAAAUGACCAUCUUCGAUUAGAUUGGCCAAGGAGAUACAAAAAACAUUUAAUUCGUAAAUUAUGGCCAAAUUAUAAAGAUGGUUUAAAAUUGAAAGAAUCAGAAAAAAGAAGUAUUUGGACAUUAAUACAACAAAAUGAAUAUAUUAAUCAAGCAGUUCUUCAAAUGAGUAGAGUUACACCUAAAAUUUUAGGGGUGUGUGGACAUUCUUAUCAAUCUGAACAGCUUAUUCCUUUUCGAAUGAAGCCUUAUUAUUUAAAUUUAAAAGCAAAAAUUUUAGUUCAUUUAAUGGGAACUUUAAAACUUUUUUAUGAAUUUUUGAAUGAACCGUUACAAUGGUGUGAUGUUAAAUUUGAGAAUUUGGGAUUGUCUGCUUCAUAUCCAAAAAGAUUUGUAAUGAUGGAUAAUGAUAUGUUAUAUACAGAAACUAAAUUAACUGAAAUAUUAACUAGUCAAAGUUGUUUAAAUGACUCUGAUUGUGGACUUUUUGAUUGUGAAAGUCGUUGUAAUAUAGAAAGCGGAUUCUGUUCGGCAAGAACCAACGACAACGUUGAUGUUUUUUGUAAAAAAUUGGUUAAUCAGCAACUUUUUGGGACUUUUUGGUCAAAAUCAAAUAAAUAUUUAGCUGCAUGCCAUCAAGAUCCAGUAAAUGCUUCUCAAAGGCUUAAUGAACUUCGGUUAGUUUGGAGUUGGACUCUUUCAGAUGUUUGA
This is a messenger RNA of Meloidogyne enterolobii, 1057 nucleotides long. The record is from the annotation of a GenBank genome assembly. NCBI's taxonomy places the organism in Eukaryota, Metazoa, Nematoda, Chromadorea, Rhabditida, Meloidogynidae.